AUGGCUGCCCAGUGUGACUCCUUGAGCGGAUACCAGCAACAUUCAGACCCGGGCUCCAAUAGCGAGCGCAGCACAGAUUCCCCGAUACCAGUGUCCGAGGAUGACUCCGGUGGACCUCCAGCCCCUCCUGACCCUGAGUGGACAGAGGAGAGAUUUCGUGUAGACCGAAAGAAACUGGAGAUUAUGUUAUUAGCAGCCACAGAAGGGAGGGUGAAUGGUGGGGAGGAUUUCUUUCAGAAGGUCAUGGAGGAAACCAAGACUCAUAUUGCAUGGCCAUCCAAACUAAAGAUUGGUGCCAAAUCAAAAAAGGAUCCACAUAUCAAAGUGAGCGGGAAGAGGGACAAUGUGAAGGAGGCUAAGGAGAGGAUUAUGUCUGUCCUUGACACCAAGAGUAAUCGUGUGACUCUGAAGAUGGACGUGUCGCACACGGAGCACUCGCAUGUCAUUGGGAAAGGAGGCAACAACAUCAAGAAAGUGAUGGAGGAGACUGGCUGCCAUAUUCACUUCCCUGACUCUAACCGCAACAACCAGGCGGAGAAAAGCAAUCAGGUUUCCAUUGCUGGACAACCAGGGGGAGUUGAAGCUGCCAGAGCAAGAAUCAGGGAGCUGCUUCCUCUGGUGUUAAUGUUUGAACUGCCUGUCAUGAUCCAGUUGAACCCCGACCCCAGUUCUCCAGCCAUCCAGCACAUCUCUCAGACGUACAAUAUAUCAGUGGCCUUCAAGCAGCGCACUAGGCUCUAUGGGGCCACAGGCAUUGUGCGGGGGUCACAGAACAAUGCUGCAGCAGUGAAGAGAGGAACAACCGUGUUGCUGGAGCACCUCGCAGGAAACCUGGCUAGUGCCAUCACUGUCAGCACACAACUGGACAUUGCACCUCAGCACCACCUUUUCAUGAUGGGUCGCAAUGGCAGCAACAUAAAGCACAUUAUGCAGCGUACAGGAGCACAGGUGCACUUCCCCGACCCCAAUAAUCCACAGAAGAAAUCCACUGUCUAUGUGCAAGGCACAGUCGACUCUGUGUGCCUGGCCCGACAGUACCUCAUGGGCUGUCUGCCACUGGUUCUGAUGUUUGACAUCAAGGAGGACAUUGAAGUGGAGCCACAGUGCAUCACAUCUCUAAUGGAGCAGCUGGAUGUGUUUAUUAGUGUCAAACCUAAGCCCAAACAGCCCAGUAAGUCAGUUAUCGUGAAAAGUGUUGAGAGGAACGCUCUGAACAUGUAUGAGGCCCGGAGGUUUCUGCUCGGUCUGGACAGCAGUGGCGUGUCUGCUUCUUCUAACAGCAGCAGUAGCAGCAGUCCUCUGACUCCCCCCACCCCGAGCGUUAGCUGCCCCGUUGGCCUGGACAUCCUGGCCUCAGCUGGCCUGGGGCUCACCAGCCUCGGCCUCUUAAGCCCCACUGCAGCCUCUGUGACAAGCCCUUCAAUGCCCAAUUCUCUGCUAAAUGCUCUGAACAGCUCAGUCAGCCCCUUACAGACACCCUCCUCUGGUACUCCCAGUCCCACACUCUGGUCCAGUUCACUGGCCAGCCCCACAAGCACACCAGGUUUCUCCUCCCAGCUGAUGAUCCACCCUGCUACCCAGGCCACAUUGACGAGUAUCCUUCUGUCGGGAGUGCAGAGCUAUACCCAGAACACUCCCUCACCUCCACCUGGACUUGCCCCCAUUGACACUCAGGUUAAUGGAGUUCCAGACUGCAGCAAGACUGUAUCUUCCCUCAACAGCAAGCACCCCAAUUCCAUGUACAGUAGGAUGUCUGCAGCCUCCCUGGCUGACAAGGUGCUGAAUGCCAGUCAUGGAGACUCUGUGCAAGAGGCCACUGGUCAUUGUCCCUCUGAACCUCUGUCCAGCAAGUCCAACUCUGACCAAGGUUCCAAUGAUGCAUUUGUGGAGGUCGGAAUGCCACGAAGCCCUUCACACUCAGGGAACAGCAGUGAGCUGAAGCAGAUGCUUGCCUCCUGCAAGACAGCCUCAGGAAAGAGACAGGCUGUGGAGCUUUUACAGGGAACCAAAAACUCCCACCUGCACUCAGACUGCCUUCUGUCCGACUCUGAUUCCAGUGCGUCUGAGAGCACUGUGGCCGAUAAGAGAGCGCCAGGCAGCGAGCGGGCCGCAGAACGGGCGGCCCAGCAGAACUCAGACCGCAUCCGUCUGGCACCGCAGUCCUCUUUCUCCAACAUGCAGGCGUUUGACUACGAACAAAAAAAGUUACUGGCAACCAAAGCCAUGUUGAAGAAGCCUGUGGUGACAGAGGUUCGCACUCCCACGAACACUUGGAGUGGACUUGGCUUCUCUAAAUCCAUGCCAGCAGAGACUAUUAAAGAGCUGAGGAGAGCUAACCAUGUGUCCUACAAACCCACUAUGUCAACAACGUAUGAGGGAUCGCCUCUGUCCAUGUCCCGCUCCAGCAGCCGAGAGGGCGUGGGAAGCGGCAGUGACUCAGACAACUGGAGAGAGAGAAACGGGAGUGGACUCCCAGCACAUACGGAAUUCCCAGCACCCAUCAGCCCUAAGAGGAAACCAAACAAAUCAGCAGAACACUACCUGAGCAGCAGCAACUACAUGGACUGCAUUUCGUCUGUGACGGGAAGCAACGGCUGUAAUCUCAACAGCUCCCUCAAAGGCUCAGACUUACCUGAGCUCUUCAGCAAGCUGGGCCUGGGGAAAUACACAGAUGUCUUUCAGCAGCAAGAGAUCGACCUCCAGACCUUCCUCACACUGACAGAUCAGGAUUUGAAGGAGCUAGGCAUCACUACAUUCGGUGCACGGAGAAAAAUGUUACUGGCAAUUUCAGAAUUAAACAAGAACCGAAGGAAACUCUUUGAACCACCCAAUAUCCGCUCCUCCUUCCUGGAAGGGGGCGCGAGCGGCCGGCUUCCACGCCAGUUCCACACGGACAUUGCUAGUGUGAGCGGGCGCUGGUGA
Chanos chanos (milkfish) is the source of this 2922-nucleotide messenger RNA. It is a transcript of the gene bicc1, whose product is annotated as BicC family RNA binding protein 1. Gene Ontology annotation, cellular component: cytoplasm. Gene Ontology annotation, molecular function: RNA binding; protein binding. The transcript has 21 exons. Lineage: Eukaryota; Metazoa; Chordata; Actinopteri; Gonorynchiformes; Chanidae. The record is from RefSeq and is a predicted model, not a curated record. Bases 1 to 2922 code for a protein of 973 amino acids.